GGACUUUUUCUUCCCCGUUUGAAAAACUAAUGACAUUGACACUGACAGCGAUUGCAUGCACUACAAACGGACGAUAAAUGCCGGGCAUUGCUAGGUGGCGCGAUAACCUCCCUACCGAACUAUGUCGAAAUCGAGAACUUGAAAUCAUGCUACAUUUACGGAUACUUUGCCGUGCUAACAACAGAUCAACUGCACUAUUGGUAAAACCAGUGGGAAGCGGUUCCUUAUGCAUUCUGAAGAAUAAGUAUCUAUUGCACAAACGACGUUACAAUUCGUCACAUGAAAACUUUUCAAAAGAUGAACAUAAGAAGUACAUCGGAUGCAUUGGCGUGGUAUCGAUACUCGGAUUUUAUUAUUACUAUACAUCGAACAAGCGGAGAGCUUUUGCUCGGGAACAUAAAAUUGAGUCACACUCUGGACAAAGGUCUAGCCCCGGAGAAUUUGACUCGAGGUAUAAGUCAUAUACCUUGUCAGAGGUGGCUAAACACGACAAUAAGAAUGUUGGCAUUUGGGUGACCUACAAGCAAGGCGUCUAUGACAUAACAGAUUUUAUUGAGAAGCACCCUGGUGGUGCUGGAAAGAUAAUUAUGGCUGCUGGCGGCUCUAUUGAGCCGUUUUGGAUGAUCUUUUCAAAUCACAACAAGCGCGAUAUCUACGAUCUGUUGGAAUCAAUGCGAAUUGGAAAUAUUUCCAAGGAAGAAGCGUCAACUGCCGUUGAAGGGAUGGAGGAUCCUUACGCGAACGAUCCGCAGAGGCACAAGAUUUUAAUAAUAAAUAACCCGAAACCAUUCAAUGCAGAAACACCUGCACCGUUGUUAAUUGAGAGUUUUCACACACCCUCGGAUCUUUUCUAUGUUAGAAAUCACCUUCCAGUUCCUGAUGUAGAUCCUCAAACUUAUGAACUUGAAAUAGCGAUAGAAGAGGAUACCAUGAAAGUACUAAGGCUAGAUGACAUUAAGAAAUAUCCAAAGCACACUGUGAGCAGCACGAUAAUGUGCGCUGGUAACAGACGAUCGGAGAUGGCAAAGGUAAAGGCAGUAAAAGGACUGAGUUGGAGUGUCGGAGCUGUUGGGAAUGCAACGUGGUCAGGAGCUAAAUUGUGCGAUAUCUUAAACGAACUGAACGUCAAAGAGGAAGACUAUGAGCACAUACAAUUUGAAGGACUUGACUUGGAUCCUUCAAGCACACCUUAUGGUUCUAGUAUACCAAUAAGCAAAGCAAUAGACCCUAAAGGGGACGUUAUAUUGGCUUACGAAAUGAACGGAAAGCCUCUGCCCAGAGAUCAUGGAUUUCCUAUAAGAGUUGUUGUUCCUGGAGUGGUAGGAGCGAGGAAUGUAAAAUGGCUAGGUCGAAUCAUUAUCUCAAAGCACGAAAGUCAAUCACAAUGGCAGCAGGGUGACUACAAGGGGUUUUCACCAAGCACUGAUUGGGACACUGUUGAUUUCUCGAAAUCACCCGCGAUACAGGAAUUGCCAGUAAUUUCUGCAAUUUGUACUCCACAAUCUGGAGAUCAAGUUGUAGUUCAAAAUGGAAAAAUCAAAGUCGCAGGAUAUGCAUGGUCAGGUGGCGGCCAAAAAAUAGUUAGAGUCGAUGUGACCAUCGAUGGCGGUGACACCUGGCAUACAGCUGAGUUUUUUGGCCAAGAUUUAUCCAAACCUGGACGUCACUGGAGUUGGACGUUGUGGCAAGUUGAAAUCCCGGUCAAAGAAGGGGAUAAGAAUGUUGAAAUUUGGGCUAAGGCUGUAGAUUCGAUGUACAAUGUUCAGCCGGAAUCAUUUAAGAACAUCUGGAAUCUUAGAGGUGUACUGAAUAACGCUUAUCACAGAGUUAAAAUUGAUUUGAAAUAAAAAAAAACAAGUCAGAUGA
This is a messenger RNA of Neodiprion fabricii, 1866 nucleotides long. RefSeq names its product sulfite oxidase (gene shop). Gene Ontology annotation, cellular component: mitochondrion. Gene Ontology annotation, molecular function: oxidoreductase activity; molybdenum ion binding; heme binding. The transcript is spliced from 8 exons. The record is from RefSeq and is a predicted model, not a curated record. NCBI's taxonomy places the organism in Eukaryota, Metazoa, Arthropoda, Insecta, Hymenoptera, Diprionidae. The coding region runs from base 78 to 1847 and encodes 589 amino acids.